Molecule: messenger RNA, 475 nt
Organism: Eleginops maclovinus (Patagonian blennie)
Lineage: Eukaryota; Metazoa; Chordata; Actinopteri; Perciformes; Eleginopidae
Product: fatty acid-binding protein, liver-like
Exons: 4
Coding region: 1-393 (130 amino acids)
Biological process (GO): fatty acid transport
Cellular component (GO): nucleus; cytosol
Molecular function (GO): fatty acid binding
Source: RefSeq, a predicted model, not a curated record
AUGACCAGCAGCAUGAAUUUCUGUGGCACCUGGAAAGUUUAUUCUGAGGAAAAUCUUGAGGCGUUUUUAAAAGUCAUGGGUGCACCUGAAAUGAUUAUCAAAAUGCGAAAGGAUGUCAAACCAGUGUUGGUGAUUGAGCAGAAUGGCUCAGACUUCACCUACACCAUGAAGACUCCCCUCAGCACCAGAGUCCACUCAUUCAGCCUCGGCAAGGAGUCCGAGAUGACUGUGGCGGAUGGCAGGAAGUUUAAGUGCACUAUCAGAGAGGAGAACGGGAAGCUGAUCGCUGAGACUGAAAAGUUCACUGCUGUUCGAGAGCUCCAAGGAGACGACAUGGUGGAGACAAUCACAGCUGGCGAUGUAGCUUUCAUCAGCAGAAGCAAACGAGUCUGAUCUCGGCCUGAAGCUGAUCAAUCUUAAUUAUUACACAUUCUCUCCUUUAAGCAGGGAACCAUGUGGAUAACACAUUGAAAAC